AGAUUUAUUUUUCAUUGUUGUUUAAAAUUUACUGUAUAACAAAUAAAAUUUAUUGUAUGCAAUUGUGGAAAAGAACACUGUUGGAAAAGUGGAACAAUAAUUUAAAAAUGUUAUAUUUUGAAAAAUGAUUAUAGGAGCUCUAAACUCUAAUGUUGGAGUUCCCAUCAUGGUACAGCGGAAACAAAUCCAACUAGGAACCAUGAGGAUGAGGAUUCGAUACCUGGCCUCGCUCAGUGGGUUAAGGAUCCAGCGUUGCCGUGAGCUGUGGUCUAGGUCGCAGUGGAGCUCAGAUCCGGCGUGGCUGUGGCUGUGGCGUAGGCUGGCGGCAACAGCUUCAAUUAGUCCCCUAGCCUGGGAACCUCCAUAUGCCAUGAGGGCAUCCCUAAGAAGAGACAAAAAAGCAAAAAAAAAAAAAAAAAAAAAAAAAAUUCUUAUGUUUUACCCAGUGUUGUUGUUUUACCCAGUGUGUUUUAGAAUGUUUUGAGAUUUGAAUAUCCAGAACAUCCAAUUAGUGUAAUCCUUUUGCUGUUUAAAGAUAACAGUAAAAGAAACAAUGGAAUGCAGUUAUUUGCAUCUCUUUGCUAUAGUCUAAAAAUUAAAUCCUAAAAACUUCAGAGUAGAUUAAUAAAAGUCAAUUUCAAACUAUCAUCGUUUUUCUUUUCUCUCAUUACCUUUACUAUUUAAAUUUAUUGAAUUAUAUGAUGUGUACAAAGCACAAAUCAUAAGUGUGGAGCUUGACAAAUUCUUACUAUGACAAUAUUGUGUUAUCAGCACACUGCUAUUAACUUUUAAGUUGAUAAACUGGUAAUAUUGAAGGAUUAAAAUCAUCAACGACCACCACAAAAAAGUAGUAAACAAGAAUGAGAGUGUAAAUCAAGUGAGAGGCACACUUGCAAACACGGAACAAUUUUUGACACAUUUUAAAACAAAUUUUCUGUAACAUAAGAAUAUGAGAGAAUUCAUUGUCUCAAUCUGAAUGGAACCUCACUUGGGGGUUCUCUUACUGUGCUUCCCUUUCUGCAGGAGUUGUACCUUUCAAAGCAAACAGUAGGAAAAAAAAAUACAAGCUUCAGAACCAAUUAGAUUGCUUAGCAACAUUCGUCUUCUUAGUUACACCUGUUUAAUCCUCCUGUCACAAGUUGUGACCUUACAGGAUAAUUUUAUAAAGUUGAAAAUCAACUUUUCAACGUUUUUAGACGCUCUUUCGCUGGUUUACAGGUCGUUUUGCUCAUUUAAAAUUGAAGUUGUGUAGGAAGUCUCCUAAUUACUCUUCUAGUCAUAGCGCCCAGAGGUUAAUAAAGACCAUUUGAGAUUCUCAGAGACUCUACCCAUGAUUUCCCUUGUAAAUAAAAGUCAUUAUCACAUCUGGGUCCUGAAAUUAUUUUACCCGUCGAGAACGGAAAUAUGACCUGUUCAUCCAGUAAACCCUUUCUUAGAUUUUAAAGCUCUUUGCAACUCAGGGAUGUCUUCGACCCAUUAGUAACUUUCCCUGUUACCAACCAAUAAUUUACAUAGGUUGCUAUUUGUUUUGUUCGGAAUUUACAAGCAAUUCAGCCACACAUGAUUAGCAAAAUUAAGAGGGUACUUUUUGUCAAAGAAUCUACAGAAUGAGAGACACCUGAUACCCAAAUUAGAAACGACGAAAGAUCGUCAAAGCUCAGAAAUGUUCCUCAAAGCCAGGAACAUCCGCUCUGAUUUCAGGUUGUCCGAGCGCGGCCGCUUGGCAGACUUAAUGGCUGAGAGGCAGAGGAGUCCAGGGAAGAGGGUCCCUCUGGGGACACCUAACAUAAGCGUGGGCGACCCGGCCACCAGCGGCCCCCAUCACAAAGAGGAAUAAACGCUCCGCAUCCCGUCACCAGGGCAACUCUGAAAUCCGACACCAAGGUUCAAGAUUCCGCAUCUCCGAGCCUCCGGACGCAGAACAGAGGCAUUUCACGGUCCAAUAUCGGAGACUCCGAGGCGUCCCACACGCUGCUGUCUCUGAGGUGCUGACUGCCACGGAGGAGACGCCCUCUCCCCAGGCUCGGGGUCCUAGGCUUACACACCCGCAACGAUCCCGGAAAACCCAGACCUUGCCGGUAGCACGUGGCAGCCGUGAUUGUCCCGACGGUAUCCCUCCGCGCCCCCCUCAGCCUCCCCCUCCCUUCCUGGGACCCUCCGAGUCAGGACGCCGCGGAAGGAUCGCACGCACGUGCGCGCGCACGCCCCGCCGGGACCGCGGAGUGCUUAGGGAGCCGCGGUGAGAAGCAGUCUACGCUGCCGCCGGCACAGCAGCUCCGCAGCAUCGUGCCGCUGGUUAGUUAGCCCCGCAGUUGCGGGCGGGCGGCCGGGUAGGGCGCGCUCCGCGGCUUGUCCCUCAUCGCCGUCCCCGCGUCCUCCCUCCGCAGCUCCUCGGGGAGGGGGGCGGUCGGUGCCUGCGCAGAGCCGCCUCCUCCCCGCCCCCGCCCCGCCUCCCCCCGCGCCGCCGCCUGCGACCGCCGCCGCCGCCGCCGCUGCGCCUGCUGCUCCUCGCCGUCCCCGCUGCAGUGCGAAGGGCUCGAAGAUGGCCGGUUGGCAGAGCUACGUGGAUAACCUGAUGUGCGAUGGCUGCUGCCAGGAAGCCGCCAUUGUCGGCUACUGCGACGCCAAAUACGUCUGGGCAGCCACAGCUGGGGGCGUCUUCCAGAGCAUUACGCCAGUAGAAAUAGAUAUGAUUGUAGGAAAAGACCGGGAAGGUUUCUUUACCAAUGGUUUGACUCUUGGCGCAAAGAAAUGCUCAGUGAUCAGAGAUAGCCUAUACGUGGACGGUGACUGCACAAUGGACAUCCGGACAAAGAGUCAAGGUGGGGAGCCAACAUACAACGUUGCUGUCGGCAGAGCUGGUAGAGUCUUGGUCUUUGUAAUGGGAAAAGAAGGGGUCCAUGGAGGCGGAUUGAAUAAGAAGGCAUACUCAAUGGCAAAAUACUUGAGAGACUCUGGGUUCUAGCUGCUAGGCAGACUGUUAAGUAUUAGGGGAAAAUUGCUCUUAAACUUUCCUAGCUGUAAGCUUGAGUCUUAAUUCUGGAAAUUUUAUUAGCAAUGCAGGGUGAUGGGGUAUGAACCUGUGUCUCCUUUGUAUCCCUCUGUUGGUGGGGAAAGGUGUCUUUCUUUCUGCCCUCCCCUCCCUCCCUUAAAUAAUUCUGUUCACUUUUGUUUUGUUUCCUUAUGUACUCCAGCAUUGGUUAUAGUCAUGGGAAAGGAAGGUGUCCACGGAGGCACACUUAACAAGAAAGCAUAUGAACUCGCUUUAUACCUGAGGAGGUCUGAUGUGUAAGCAGCCUCUCCCCAUCUACCUAGCAACUGUCUUCAUCACCACCCCAAUUAUGGUCACAGUGCUACCAGUCUAUAGAUGGUAGCUAAUUUUUCUUUACCUAUUUUCUAAUGUCACGAUUCCUGUUUGCCCAAUGGGUCAUUUGUAUGUUAACCACUGUAUGUAACCAACCUUAUCUGGCAACAUAAUUGCAGCACAAUAAUGAUUUGCAUGAUACCUUGAAAUUUGGGGGGAGGGGGCAUGCCAAGUUGGGCAUCACUUUGUCUUAGCAAUUAAUGGGAUAUUGAUUACUAAAAUAAGUUAAUAUUAAGCAAGGUGCCGGUUGUACAAUCUCUAAUUUGAUCAAUGUCUUUCAGCACUUUGAGCAUUUACUUAGCUCAUUUAGUCUUCCUUUUGUAGCGCAUGGUUGGGAGGAAAAAGUGCAUGCAUCUUUCCUUCACUCUUUUUUUCCACCCCCUCUCUUCACACAGAGGUAUUUGGUUUGCUUCCAUCCUCUUUUAUUGCAGUGCCUGGUUUAUUUAACCAAUUGAUAACUCUUUUGAUGAGCUAUUGAGAGCUGCAGUAGUUUGCUUUUAGUAUUGUUGUUGCACUUGAGUAGAGACAAACCUUUUUUCAUAGUGUCUACAGGACAUAUGACAAGUGCAACUGCAAAACAAGAGCAAAAGGCACUUCCUCCCAUGACCUUAUAGCAACCAUACUGAUUGAAUCCCCAGGGACAUUCCAUCAUUGCAAUAGCUCAGAUUUUUAUUCCUGUCUUUUUCUUUGCACACCAGCUCUACUCUUUAGUAAAAUUGUAAAAGGCUGCCAUUAUGGACAUUAGGUAUCCCAACAUAACCAUCUGGAGUGUGUCCAGUUUGUUCUUCAUAGGACCAAUUUUUAUUUGCAGCUUGAGUUUUUAUAUGAAGUUGCAUUAUUGUGGACUUGGCUGUCUUGUGAUGAAUUUUUUUUUCAUAUGUAUCCUGUGCCAUACUAUUGUUAAAAUGAACUGUUGCUAUUGUGAGAUGGAUUUUAACUGACCUAUUAAAGGUUUCUUUCGAAUGGCACUACUUUAGGGACAUUCUAGUAUUUGCUUCUAUUGUUUGGGCCUUGUGGAUAAUGUACAGAUUUAAAAACAAAUCUUGUUGCUGAUUUGUCCAUUUCUUUCCCUGCACUUUGUUACAUCUGGGAUACAGUCUAACUCAUCUGAUUUAAUAUGCAUUUAAAAAAAUGCCAUAACUAUUAAACACCUUGUUUACAGACAGAUGAAAUAAAUUUAUUCCAACCAAAUA
Messenger RNA from Sus scrofa (pig), 4557 nucleotides. Lineage: Eukaryota; Metazoa; Chordata; Mammalia; Artiodactyla; Suidae. The record is from RefSeq and is a predicted model, not a curated record.